Molecule: messenger RNA, 726 nt
Organism: Penicillium daleae
Lineage: Eukaryota; Fungi; Ascomycota; Eurotiomycetes; Eurotiales; Aspergillaceae
Product: GNAT family N-acetyltransferase
Exons: 1
Coding region: 1-726 (241 amino acids)
Molecular function (GO): protein N-terminal-serine acetyltransferase activity; protein-N-terminal-alanine acetyltransferase activity
Source: RefSeq, a predicted model, not a curated record
AUGGCCCAAUCAUCCGUCUUCCUAUUUCCCAUACGCGAAGUCUUCAACGAUCGCGUCAAACUCGUGCCAUUCAACCCAGAUCAUCACAGCCGUACAUUCUUCCACCUCUCAUCCUCCCAUCCAGAACUAUACACACACAUGCCCAUGGGUCCAUGGACCUCAGAAGAACAAUUCAAAGCCGAAUUCCACUCACACUCCCAAACAUCGCUUCUAUCAUUUUCAAAUCCCACCUCAUUUGCAUUCGCUAUCAUCGACAAGACUCGCCCUCCAUCUGCAGAUGACCCAGAAGGAGAGCUUGCCGGCACCAUCAGCCUAGUGCGAACAUCAGAUAUCCAUCUCUGCACGGAAAUCGGCUUCAUUAUCAUUUUGCCACCUUACCAGCGUACGCAGGUCGCAAGGAAUGCGGUCGGGCUAGCGUUGCAGUACAGUCUAGAGGGCUCUGAAAAAGGAGGUCUUGGCUUGCGCAGAGUUCAUUGGCGAACUAGUACGAUGAAUAUUGCGAGCGCUAGACUUGCGGAGAAGAUGGGGUUUGAAAGGGUUGGUGUUGUGCCUUGGCAUAUGCGAUUUGUGAAGGGGAGGCUUAGAGCGAAAACAGGAAAUGGCAAGAAUUUGCCUCCUAGGAGUGAUCCUGAUGAUUUGUGGAGGGAUACUAUUGAUUAUAGUAUUUCGUGGGAACGGUGGGAGAGCUCUGCGAGGGAAGAGACACAGAAACAGAUAGAAUUAUGA